Messenger RNA from Arvicola amphibius (Eurasian water vole), 1794 nucleotides. It is a transcript of the gene Shisa5, whose product is annotated as shisa family member 5. Bases 84 to 803 code for a protein of 239 amino acids. Gene Ontology annotation, biological process: positive regulation of canonical NF-kappaB signal transduction. The record is from RefSeq and is a predicted model, not a curated record. Lineage: Eukaryota; Metazoa; Chordata; Mammalia; Rodentia; Cricetidae. Gene Ontology annotation, cellular component: endoplasmic reticulum. The transcript is spliced from 6 exons.
UAGGGCCGCUCGGGUCGUUGAGGUUGCCGCGGCACCGCGGCCGUGUGCUUGGUCCGUCUGUCCGCCCGUUUGUCUGUCUCGCCAUGGCUAACCCGGCGCCCGCUCCGUGGACCCUGUUGCUGCUGCUGUUGUUGCUGCCGCCGCCUCCGGGUGCCCAUGGUGAGCUAUGCAGGCCUGUUGGCGAAGACGACCUGAUCCCAGAAUCCUGUCCUGAUUUCUGCUGCGGCUCCUGUUCCAGCCAGUAUUGCUGCUCUGAUGAGCUGAAGAAAGUCCAGUGGAGUGAGGAUGUGUGUACUGAGUCCGAGGCCAGAUUUUCCACCACCACGGAGGCACUCGAGCAGCUGGGUUCGGCGCUGAGAUUUCGAUCCAGUUUUGACAAUGACCCCAUGUCAGGGUUUGGAGCAACUGUCGCCGUUGGCCUGACCAUCUUUGUGGUGUUCAUUGCCACCAUCAUCAUAUGCUUCACCUGCUCCUGCUGUUGCCUGUAUAAGAUGUGCCGCCGACCGCGCCCUGUCGUGACCAACACCACAACCACUACCGUGGUUCAUACCCCCUACCCUCAGCCUCCAAGUGUGGCCCCCAGCUACCCUGGACCAACGUACCAAGGCUAUCACCCCAUGCCCCCCCAGCCAGGAAUGCCAGCAGCACCCUACCCAACGCAGUACCCCCCACCCUACCUGGCCCAGCCCAUGGGGCCACCAGCCUAUCAUGAGACUUUGGCUGGAGGUUCAGCUACACCCUACUCUGCCAGCCAGCCUCCAUACAACCCAGCCUACAUGGACCCCCCAAAGGCCAUCCCCUGAGCCUGCCUCCCACCUCUCUGACUGCCAUUUGAUUCUGUCAUGUGCGAGUGAGUGGUGUGCGGAGCUCUCUGCUCUCUGUGGUGUGUGUGCCUUGUCUAAACACAUGGCUUCCUCUGACGCUGACCAGGUAGGCACAAAUCCUUACCAGUGUGGGGUGGGACCAACCUGCUUUCUUCCUCACUUGAAAUUAGACUUUCUGAAGUCUCAAGUAAACUAAAAACAUUGGAGGGAGGUAUUUCCCAGUUCACCCCAGGGUGACUAGCCAUGGCCUGUCAUACUUGGAGAGUAAGCUUUUUGUGGGCACAUGUCCUACUCUGGGGAGUAACCAGCUAGCUGCUGCUCAGGGCCAUGGCUUGUCCCCAGGGCUUGGCUGCAUUUUGCAGUGAGGCAGGUAGGUGGGCAGAACAAGGGGUCUGGCCGAAGCUUGGUGCCAUGGGUCAGCUCCUGAUGUCAAAGCACAGCAGGUAGAGCCUCAACUACCACCACCUGUUGUUGUCUGAACUACUCAGUGUCUUCCCCGGGACUAUGGAGAGGGCCACGUGCACUAUUCAGUGGGGAUGCCUUUCCACCUUUGCUGGCCUGGCCCCUGCCACUAGGCAAGGGGCCUCUGUCCGCCUCACGCUCCUGUUUCUCUCUGCAGUAUCAUUUUACUUUAGCCAAACAUUUUGCCUGUUUUCUGUCUCCAAAUGUGUGAUAGUUGGUGUGAGAUUGAAAUCCCUGGUUCCUGGCCUCUGAGUCUGUUUCCCUUGAUACCUGACUCCUGUAGAACAGUCCAGUUUGUCCUGGCAACAGGGACACCAGGGCCAAGGGGCUAUCUGGACCAAAUGGGGGUGGAAGACCCAGAUGGUAGCUCUGGCCUAGACAUGAAUACCUCAUCUUGGUGUUCCCCGUUGGUUGCCGUUCCACCAGCCGUCCUAGCUUUGUGUCUACUGGUGUAUUUCUGAGCAUCCAGCCUCUGCAUCCUUGUUUAUAAUAAAUGCAAACAUUUGGA